This is a messenger RNA of Anguilla rostrata (American eel), 737 nucleotides long. Its product is annotated as histone H1-like. The coding region runs from base 47 to 679 and encodes 210 amino acids. NCBI's taxonomy places the organism in Eukaryota, Metazoa, Chordata, Actinopteri, Anguilliformes, Anguillidae. Gene Ontology annotation, biological process: nucleosome assembly. Gene Ontology annotation, cellular component: nucleosome. The record is from RefSeq and is a predicted model, not a curated record. The transcript has a single exon. Gene Ontology annotation, molecular function: structural constituent of chromatin; DNA binding.
CAUUACAGACAGCGAGUGUGUAAGGAGAGCGUCUGACGAAAGAGAAAUGGCCGAAGUUGCUCCUGCUCCAGCCGCUGCCGCUCCGGCAAAGGCUCCUAAGAAGAAAGCAGCAAGCAAGCCCAAAAAUGCGGGGCCCAGCGUUGGACAACUGAUCGUGAAAGUUAUUUCUGCCUCCAAAGAGAGGAGCGGAGUGUCCCUGGCCGCAUUGAAGAAAGGUCUGGUCGCCAAUGGCUACGAUGUGGAGAAAAACAACUCACGCGUAAAGCUAGCUGUUAGAAGCCUGGUGACCAAGGGGACUUUGCUUCAGACUAAGGGAGUCGGCGCCUCUGGCUCAUUUAAGCUCAACAAAAAACAGGAGAGUGUAAAGAAGCCCGCUAAGAAAGCAGCUCCUAAAGCUAAGAAGCCUGCUGCGGUCAAAAAGGUAGCGGCGAAGAAGCCUGCUGCCAAGAAGUCGCCGAAGAAGAAGCCCGCUGCAGCUAAGGCGAAGAAGAGCCCAAAGAAGCCCAAGAAGCCGACAACAGUGGCUAAGAAGCCAGCCAAGAGUCCGAAGAAAACCAAGAAGCCGGCAGCAGCAGCUAAGAAGGCGACCAAGAGCCCUAAGAAAGCAAAGGCGGCCAAGCCAAAAGUUGCCAAACCUAAGACCACCAAAGCCAAGAAAGCGGCUCCCAAGAAGAAGUGAACGCCUAUACUGUAUCGUAACAUCACCAAGCGCCAAAGGCUCUUUUAAGAGCCAUCCA